Molecule: messenger RNA, 648 nt
Organism: Cyclocybe aegerita
Lineage: Eukaryota; Fungi; Basidiomycota; Agaricomycetes; Agaricales; Hemipholiotaceae
Source: the annotation of a GenBank genome assembly
AUGGCUGCAGCGAGAUACUAUGGCUCAAAGGUGAGAUAUUCCCAGCUGGAGAGAAGGUCCCAUGAAUCAGAGCCAGAAUACGGCGACUCAGAUGCAGAAGAUGACGACUCUGACGCAGAAGAUGACAACUUAGAUGCGGAAUACGACGAAUCACAAGCAGAAAUUUAUCACCAAAAGCUAGAAAUCCACGAAUUGGAGAAGCGAUUCCAUGGCUUGCGAGCAAGACACCACGACUCCGAGAUAGACCAUUACAACACGCAUACGAGUCUCUACAUUCCUGACCUUAUUACUUGCCAUCAGCAAACACGCGUCGACGUCGGUGUUCCUGGUGCUGUCGUGACCAUCGCCGCUGUCCGUGGACCCAUUAAAAUUGAGGUUCAGCCUGCUCCCAAGUGGACACCACCGCGCACACCGAUCAAGUCAGAACACCCCGGACGUUCAUUCUCUCACCCAGCACGAACAACACGCCAUUCGACAACCAGAUCGGCAGGGUGUUCCGCCACACGGGCCAAUCUUAACCGAGGAGAAUCAAUCGGCGGCCCUUGUAUACGGGAUGACGAGCUUUAUUUCGUCGGUAUGAAGACAAAAGCGAUGAGCGCCCCAUGCCGCGUGGGCGGCAGAGCAUCUUGGAAUUCGAAUGACAGAUGA